Messenger RNA from Onychostoma macrolepis, 1663 nucleotides. RefSeq names its product H-2 class I histocompatibility antigen, K-D alpha chain-like. Gene Ontology annotation, biological process: immune response. Lineage: Eukaryota; Metazoa; Chordata; Actinopteri; Cypriniformes; Cyprinidae. The record is from RefSeq and is a predicted model, not a curated record. The transcript is spliced from 6 exons. Gene Ontology annotation, cellular component: external side of plasma membrane. Bases 105 to 1130 code for a protein of 341 amino acids.
GGUAAUUUACCGAUUUACAGGUGAAAGCCGCUGUACUUGGCAGAGUAUUUGAUAGCUGAAAUUUGGUACAGGUUAAUUUUAAUAAAUCGAUUAGUUCUCUCAGCAUGGGCAUUUUAUUGCCCCUUGCUCUUUGCUUCUUUCCUCUCUUCGCUGAUGCAGUGCUUCAUUCCUACAUCAUCACCUACACUAAAGUACAGGGUGUUCCAGGGGUUGAGUUUACUGCUGUAACAGAAGUGGAUAAUCAGGAGGUUUGCUACUAUGACUGUAACAUUCAGAAGCUGAUUCCCAAACAAGAGUGGCUGAAGAAAACUGAAUUUGAAGGCUUUGUGAAUGCAGUUGCUGAAAAAAAUAAUCAAUCAUGCAUGCUCUUCACAAAGUAUACUGACUACGUCAAGAAUCUUUUCAGCCAGACUGAAGGUGCAUACGUUUAUCAGAGGAGAUAUGGUUGUACCUGGGAUAAUGAAACCAAAUAUUCUAAUAAGGUUGAUGCAUUUGGAUAUAAUGGAGAGGAUAUCAUUACACUGGAAGAGAAUAAAUACAUAGUUUCAAAGCAAGCAAGGGACAAGUGGGAUGAAAACAUUGCAGAAGGUUUUCUUGAAAGACGCAAAAAGGAUUGUGUUAUCUGGCUGGAUAAGUUCUUGACCUAUGGAAAUGUUGAGAGAAUAGUUCCACCUAAAGUAUUUCUAGUCCAGAAAGACCCCUCCUCUCCAGUGGUGUGUCAAGCCACAGGUUUCUUCCCAGCAAAUCUGACAAUUACCUGGACAAGAAAUGGACGUCACCACAAUAAUAGCGUGGAACUUGGAAAACUAAUGCUAAAUGAAGAUGGAACCUUCCAAAUCAGCAGCACCCUAAAAGAUGAGUGGAAAUGGAACCAGUAUUACUGUGAGGUGAACACACCUUACGGUGAUUGGAUAUCUAGGGGUAAAGCUCAUCUCAAAUGUAAUACUGAUUCUGUAACACACGACUGGCCUGACUGGAACACCAUUGGCUAUGGAGUGCUUGUUGUGAUUGUUCUGCAGAUUGUUACGCUGUGUGCAUUGGCAUAUAGUUGGAAAUGCAGUAAGUCCAGCAAAGGUUCAUUUACCCAAGAGCAGAAGUCCCUGCUUCCACCUACUAACAGCAACAGAUAAAUUCUUAUCCUUUGGGAAACAAUGAAUAUUUUAGCAUUUUUGUUUGUACUUAUAUUUAUGGGAAGAAGUUACACUGAGAUUUUUGAGAUAACAACUUCAUGGUAUUUUCCUGGUUUAAUCUUCAUAAUCUUUAUUUCCAAAUAUGCUUCUUAUGCAUAACGUUUUGUUGUCUUUACCAAUAUUUAAUGAACAUACAUUUUGUUUAUAAUGGUAUGUGGUUAAUACAUUACAUAUUUUUUUUAUUUGUUAUUCAUAUGUGUAUUUGCAAUCAUUUGUCUUUUAAUCAUUUAAUAAUUCCAUUUAAUCAUAUAAUCGUUUAUUAUGCAUCAUAAAACCAUUUAUUCAUUUUUAUUACUCAUUAUUUCACUUUUUGAUUGCUCUUGUAGUGCUUGUGAAGCAUCAAUUUCCACUGCAUUCAUUUUGGUAUCAAACCUUUUGUUGAAUUUGUGCUUGUAUGAAUUCUGACAAAGAGCAUUAAAAACAGACACAACUAAGAUAAAAAAAAAAUAAAAACCUGCUUAUUUUUACCAUCA